Messenger RNA from Drosophila montana, 3133 nucleotides. RefSeq names its product Ran-binding protein M (gene RanBPM). Gene Ontology annotation, molecular function: protein binding. NCBI's taxonomy places the organism in Eukaryota, Metazoa, Arthropoda, Insecta, Diptera, Drosophilidae. Gene Ontology annotation, biological process: proteasome-mediated ubiquitin-dependent protein catabolic process. The record is from RefSeq and is a predicted model, not a curated record. Gene Ontology annotation, cellular component: cytoplasm; nucleus. The transcript has 12 exons.
ACAACAACAACAACAACAAUAGCAACAACAAUAAUAACAACAACAACAACAGCAGCAGCGGCGCCUCCAGCUCGCGACGCACGCGUCACUUUUACAGCAACAACGGCAGCCACUUCAGCAACGACAUGUACGCCGGCGGCCACAAAGGAACCAGCCAGAGCCACAGCCACAGCUCGCCCCGCUUGGCCAGCGGCACCAGCAGCGGGGGAGCAGCAGCUGGCGGUGCAGCGGGCGGACGCAAUGCGAACCAAUCGCAUCAGGGCGUCGAUCCGCUGCGUCUCCUCUAUCCCAAUGUGAACGAGAACGAGACGCCGCUGCCGCGCUGCUGGAGUCCCCACGACAAGUGCCUGACCAUUGGACUCUCGCACAACAAUCUGCGUGUCACCUACAAAGGCGUGGGCAAGCAACACAGCGAGGCAGCAGGCUCUGUGCGCACCGCAUACCCGAUACCAUCGUCCUGUGGCCUCUACUACUUUGAGGUGCGCAUCAUUUCCAAGGGCCGCAACGGUUACAUGGGCAUCGGACUGACCGCCCAGCAGUUUCGCAUGAAUCGCCUGCCAGGUGGGGACAAGCAAUCGUAUGGCUAUCACGGCUACGACGGCAACUCGUUUAGCUCCUCGUGCAAUGGCCAGUCGUAUGGGCCCACCUUUACCACCGGCGAUGUAAUUGGCUGUUGCGUUAAUUUUGUGAACAACACUUGUUUCUACACCAAGAACGGCGUCGAUCUGGGCAUUGCAUUUAGAGAUUUGCCGACCAAACUCUAUCCGACGGUGGGUUUGCAAACGCCCGGCGAGGAGGUGGAUGCUAAUUUUGGUCAGGAGCCUUUUAAAUUUGAUAAAAUUGAGGAAAUGAUGCGGGAUAUGCGCGUCAAUAUAUUGCGCAAAGUCGACAGAUAUCCCCAUUUGCUGGAAACGCCCGAAAACCUAAUGAACAGGCUUGUCUCCACUUAUCUGGUGCACAGUGGCUAUUGCAAGACGGCUGAGGCUUUUAAUGGCUACACAAGUCAGCCCUUCGACGAGGACUUGGCCUCCAUCAAAACACGUCAAAAGAUAAUCAAGCUCAUACAGACAGGCAAAAUGAGCCAGGCCAUUGAGAAUACACUGCGCUCCUAUCCGGGCCUCUUGGAGAACAAUAAAAAUCUUUGGUUUGCACUUAAGUGCCGCCAAUUCAUUGAGAUGAUAAAUGGCGCUGAUAUUGAGCACGCCAAUAACAAAGUAACCGCCACCACACAGACCAUGCCCACAAAUCAAACCUCGGUCAUACAGUCGACCAAGGCAUUCAAGCACAGCAAAUCCGGCGGCUCCGGAACCGGCACCGGCAGCGGCAGCACCAACAACCAGCCACAAAACAACACUGCGAACUCAGCUGUGAUAAAACCCGGCGAUAAAACAGAUCCCAAAAUCAUGAUUAUUGAUGACAACUCCAACAAGUGUCCGGAGCACGAUUCAAAUAGCAUGGACGUGGAAAUGGAACCUUGCAACAGUCACUCCAAUGGCGAUUCCUGUUCUAAUGGCAAUGCCAGCGUAGCACGUAACUCUCUAGAUGCCAUCGAUGAGGAAAUGGAUGUGGACGUGUCGCCCUCAUCGCGCAAUUAUGGACGUGUCAUUGAGAAGAUCUUAGAAUUCGGCAAGGAAUUGUCCAGCAUGGGCCAGCAGCUAGAGAAGGAGAACCUCAUGACUGAAGAGGAGCGUCAAAUGUUGGAGGAUGCAUUUAGCUUGAUUGCCUACUCAAAUCCUUGGUCCAGUCCCUUGGGCUGGCUACUGUGUCCCUCGCGACGUGAGAACGUUUCCACCACGCUCAACUCAGCCAUAUUAGAGUCGCUCAAUUUUGAGCGCCGGCCACCGCUCGAGUAUUUGGUGGCGCAUGCGGCGGAGCUAUUGAAGAUAAUUGGACAGCAUUCGCUGGGCGAGGAUGCUUUCAUUACCAUCGACGAUGUGUUCCCGCAAAAUUGACCCAGUUCGCCGACGCUGCUGAAGAUGUUCGAGACCACGCUGACUCUGCCGCGCACCAGCGUGCUAACCGAACCGCUGGGCAGCGUACCCUCCACAUCGACGGCCGCCGUGCAAACCACCAAACGGCGGCGUCGUCGGCGCAACAAGCGUCGCCGCAAAUCGUCCAUAUCGAGCAGCGAGGCGAACUCAACUAGAACCUACGAUCCCGUCUUGACUGCCACCAGUAUACGCGGCGGCAAUUCAGGCACAGCACGUCGUGGUCGACAUAGGGGCGUCGGUUCCGCAUCAUCAGCAACAGCAACGGCUACGGCAGCAGCUGCAGCUGCGGCGGCGGCGGCGGCAGCAGCAGCAGCAACAGCAUCAGCAACGGCAACAGCGUCGGCAUCCGUAUCGGCAUCCGCAGCGGCAUCAGCAGCUUCAUCAUCGGCCAUGAGCAGUGGCAGCAGCCCGGCGCUAUUUGUGGAUCGGCACGACUUCUUUGAAACGCUCGACUAGAUUAAGAUUAUAAACGAACUGUAAUCUGUAAUGUGUAGUAGGUUAAUUCUGUUGUUACUUCACAUAUUUUACACGCGUCAAUGCGGCUAUUUAAUGCCCUUCUUUUAAUGGUUUAAAUUUAUGAUAACUAAUGCAGGCGAAAUUCUUUGGCGAUUGUGUGUGUCUUUUGGCCUAUUGAUUUAGCAAGAUUUUAAUAACGUCUUACAAAAUAUUUUUAUAAAAUUAGCCUUUCGGUUGUAAGUCUAAAGCAAACAGUUUGUGUAAUAUUAUUCUUAUGUAUAAUUCAACAAUAUAGUUGCCGUGCUGCGCCACGCUCCCCUCUGAAACUAACUGGCAAACAUGAUUUUGCGUGCGUAUUGUUUAUUGUUUUAAUUACUGAAGCGCAAUGCUGCUAACGAGAGAUAACACCAAAAUAGUUUCUUAAAUACCAACGCAACUCUUUAGCAUAUUUAAAAGCUGUACGUUCAUUUAACUUUAAACUAGAGUUUACAACAAUUUAAUCGCUUAAAUCAAAUGCAAUCUGAAAAAAAAUAUAUAGCUAACUGAAACAUUGUGAACAAUUCAAAUAAACUAAAAUUCAUUAUACUUAAUACGAGAUGUGAACACUACCGGAUCUGAGCCCCAGUUUAUAUUUGGGUGCAAAAAAUUUAAAAACAAAUUUCGAUGAAUUUUUCAUAAGAGCAAAA